UCAGACUGUUACUUCCGCUACAACUUUCCAUGGCAUCCAUCAUCCCGGUGAUUUUCAUACUCGCCGUAGUCCUAGGACUGAUUGCGUGUGGCUACCUCUUCGUCCCAAAGGGCCCACAUCAAACGACAAUUCGUACGGCCAUCAUGCUCACGUUCGCAUCAUGUUAUCUUAUGUGGAUGGUCACGUAUAUGGCCCAGCUACAUCCUCUCAUCACGCCAUAUCGUUCAAUAAAGAGCGGAGAGAGUUUAUGAUGGUCAAGCGCCGUCUGAGCAGGAAAUAGACGUACACCACUGUCGCUAUGACAGAUUCUGCGUUAACUAAAGAGCACCUUGGAGUCCGCUGUUCCACAUCAGUGAGUGCCCCACCGCAUGUAAGGUGGUCUUGCGUUUGAAGAUAUAUAGAUAUGUCUCGGGAUAUGUAUCGCAUCUGUCCAUAGAGCCUUUCUGGCCGUGUCUCAGGUUACUAUAUCUGUGGUCUUUUCAUAAUUCAAAGAACCUGAGCUUCUUUCUCGGCCAUGCGACUGUAAAGGCGUGUGCAGAUCGUUGAUCUCAGCAUGUAUCUGGUUGUCAAAAUUUGUGUUUCUAAUACAGUGUCUUGCAUUGCGCGUCA
Molecule: messenger RNA, 609 nt
Organism: Suillus discolor
Lineage: Eukaryota; Fungi; Basidiomycota; Agaricomycetes; Boletales; Suillaceae
Product: ATPase, V0 complex, subunit E1/e2
Exons: 3
Coding region: 30-251 (73 amino acids)
Biological process (GO): proton transmembrane transport; vacuolar acidification
Cellular component (GO): vacuolar proton-transporting V-type ATPase, V0 domain
Molecular function (GO): proton-transporting ATPase activity, rotational mechanism
Source: RefSeq, a predicted model, not a curated record